UGCGAAUUUCAUCACAGACUAUUGUGGAUGUUUUUCGAUGUUUUUCGACCUUCGCUCGUACGGCUACGGAAAGUUGUCGAUAGAAAGCUGAGAAAUAAACAUUUUUCCCCAUUUUUAAAAGGGUGGAAUGAAAUGAAACAUUGAGGUAAUAAUUGCAGGAGAGAGUAGAGGAAAAUUACAAACAGUGGCAAGUGUAAACGGACGUAACCAUGGCAGCUCAACGUGGGAAGGGUGAAUUUGGUUAUGGGUCGCUGGACAGCACGUCUGAUUCUCGAUACCAGGACGGACAGUUUGGAAGCGGGCAAAGUAAUGAAUUUGCAGACUUGUCACAGCAAGUCAGCUCGGCUAUUUUCAAGAUCAGCAACAAUGUCACAACCUUAGAGAAGGCAGUUCGACAACUUGGCACACCCAGCGACAGUACUCUGCUCCGAAACAGAAUCCAAGCCAGCAUCCAGACAACUAACAAAAUAGUCAGUGAGACGACAACGUGCUUGAAAGAUCUGACUCUGAUGUCCCGUAAUCUGGGAAAGUCAUCCAGGUUACAGGUUGACAGACUGACCAAUGAGUACCAUGAAUCAGUGCAACGAUACAGCGGCGUCCAAAAGAAAGUUGCCAGCAAGAUGAGGUCCUGUCCAAACGUUCCCCCCAAAGCCCCGCCUACAUCAGGAAGCAUGGAUGUGGUACAAUAUGACGAGUCCAAGAAAGCGCUGCUUGAAGAAACAAGGAGGCAGGGCAUUGAAUCUCAGCUGCAGGUUCAAGACCAACAGAUAGACUACGAUAUGAAUCUACUACAGGAGAGAGAGGAACAGAUCCGACAGAUUGAGGCAGCCAUGUUGGAUGUGAAUGAAAUAUUUCGUGAUCUUAGUGCAAUGGUGUCCGAGCAAGGAGAAGUUGUAGACUCGAUCGAAGCUAACAUAGAAAAGGCCUCAAGCAAUGUAGAGGGCGCCAACACACAGCUGCAGACAGCCAGCAGAUACCAGCAAAAAGCUCGGAGGAAAAUGUGCUGCAUCUUCGUGUGUGUGGUGGUGCUGCUAGCCAUAUUAGGCAUAAUUCUUGGCGUCACUUUGAGAUAAUUUUUUUUUUCAACACUGGUGAAUCCUUGUUUCAAUCAGAACAUCUAAGGAAACAAACUGUGUAGGUUCUUAAGUACUGGUGCAUAAUUCAGAAAUCUUUUAGCUCGAUCAACAGUAAAAACAACAGCUUUUUGGGCUGAUUUUGAAUGAAUGAGUUACAACUAUUGUCACUUAACUUGGGCCGCAGGACUUGUGAUUGACUUGUGAUUGAGAUAUUAAAUACAAAGAUACUCAUUUCUCUUAUGUUAUGGUAUAAACAAAUGUAUUAUCAAUUCAGUAACAAUCAAACUCAUGUAUAUAGCCGACAUAGUUAACCAGGAGGAUGUGCAUUGUGUAUUUUUACAACUCUAUGGAAACGACCACAUGUAAAAAUCUAAUUUCUAAAGAGUAAGACUACAUGUAGGAACCAGACAAUUUAUAGUGAAAACCACUCCAAUAGAUUAACCUUAAUAAUAAUAGUAUUACUAAUGUGGUACUUAUAUAGCGCUUUAUACCAAAGGUCUCAAAGCACUUCACAAUUAUUACCCCUGUUCAUCAGGCCAUGAGACCACUUUUUGCAGCAGUUUGAGAUCAGCGCAUACUUGUCUGUACCCUCACAGGUACCCAUUUAUACUCCUGGGUGGAGAAAGGCAAUUGUAGUAAAGUGUCUUGCCCAAGAACACAAGCAUCAGCGCAAUCUGGCCUCUACCCUC
Molecule: messenger RNA, 1765 nt
Organism: Patiria miniata (bat star)
Lineage: Eukaryota; Metazoa; Echinodermata; Asteroidea; Valvatida; Asterinidae
Product: syntaxin-7-like
Exons: 11
Coding region: 210-1073 (287 amino acids)
Biological process (GO): vesicle-mediated transport; vesicle fusion; intracellular protein transport
Cellular component (GO): endomembrane system; membrane; SNARE complex
Molecular function (GO): SNAP receptor activity; SNARE binding
Source: RefSeq, a predicted model, not a curated record